Messenger RNA from Scatophagus argus, 4075 nucleotides. It is a transcript of the gene syt11b, whose product is annotated as synaptotagmin XIb. Gene Ontology annotation, cellular component: synapse; axon; membrane. Bases 273 to 1673 code for a protein of 466 amino acids. Gene Ontology annotation, biological process: calcium-ion regulated exocytosis; regulation of dopamine secretion; cellular response to calcium ion. Gene Ontology annotation, molecular function: clathrin binding; calcium ion binding; phosphatidylserine binding. The transcript is spliced from 4 exons. The record is from RefSeq and is a predicted model, not a curated record. NCBI's taxonomy places the organism in Eukaryota, Metazoa, Chordata, Actinopteri, Scatophagidae.
GUCCAGUCUCAUCGCGAGCUCCUCCGCGCAGCCUCCCUGCAUCCUAGCGCGAGCAUCACUGCGUACCGACAGACACCGAGCGGACGACGGCUCCCUCUGCGGACAUAUGAGGUCUUUAUCUCCCGGAUCCGCGGCUGGUUUUCGGUGAUUUCUCCUGUCGUCGCUUCUCUAUGGAUGUGAAAUAAAAGCGGGUGGUUGUCAGUCGGUGUCCUCUGCAUCUCUGUGCUCUUCUCUCCGCUCCGUCAGGACCGCAUCCUGCCCUGAUUCACAAAAUGGCGGACAUGAUCGAACUGGGACCCGCCUACGCCAUGUCUCCAGUCCUGGCGGGCUUCCUGGGAGCUGGUGUUCUGGUGUUGGUGGUGGUGGUUCUGGUUGUGCUCUGGUCUUUCUGUCAGCGUCGUUACCUGCGCAUCUCUGGACGCUACAAGCUGCACGGCGACCGUUACUGCGACGCCGAAGACCCCCCCUACAAGUUCAUCCACAUGCUGAAGGGCAUCAGCAUUUACCCAGAAUCCCUCAGCAGCAGCAAGAGGAUCGUACGCGGCAUCCGGCGCGUGGACCACUCUGACCGUGACAGAGAGCGAGGCAGCCCUGCUGCCACAGGGAGGGGCAUGGUGCUGGUGGACGCUGAGAACAACAUCCUGGAUGUCCCGGGACAGCUGCAGAUGAGUCACCUGGUCCCACCUGCGGGAUCAGGCCCCGCCCACAGCCAGGCCCGGCUGGAGCGGGCGCUGCCGGUCCGCGCCGACUACUGCUGCCUGGACAGCAGCUCGGCCAGCAGCAGCCAGACCAGCAGCAAGACAGGGUCUCCCUUCACCCCCGCCUCCUCGGAGACUGAGCCAGAGCCAAACCUGGGCGCCAUCAGCCUCACCGUCGACUACAACUUCCCCAAGAAGGCCCUGGUGGUGACCAUCGUCGGGGCCCGGGGCCUCCCAGCCAUGGAUGAGCAGGCUGGCAGCUCAGACCCGUACGUGAAGAUGACCAUCCUGCCAGAGAAGAAGCACCGUGUCAAGACCCGCGUGCUGAGGAAGACCCUGGACCCGCUGUUCGACGAGACCUUCACCUUCUACGGUGUUGCCUACAGCUCGCUGCCAGAGCUCACCCUGCACUUCCUGGUCCUCAGCUUCGACCGCUUUGCCCGUGAUGAUGUCAUCGGGGAGGCGGUGGUUCCGCUGAAAGGCGUGGACCCGAGCACGGGCCGAGUCCACCUGAGCCAGCAGAUCGUCAAGAGAAACAUGCAGUGUGAGAGUCGUGGAGAGCUGCUGGUGUCUCUGUCCUACCAGCCGGUGUCCCAUCGUCUCAGCGUGGUCGUCCUGAAGGCCCGACACCUCCCCAAGAUGGACAUCACGGGCCUGUCGGCGAAUCCCUACGUGAAGGUGAACGUCUUCUACGGCCGCAAACGCAUCGCCAAGAAGAAGACGCACGUGAAGAAGUGCACGCUGAACCCGGUCUUCAACGAGUCCUUCAUCUACGACAUCCCGCCUGAGCUGCUGCCUGACAUCUCUGUCGAGUUCCUGGUGGUCGACUUUGACCGCACCACCAAGAACGAAGUGCUGGGUCGCCUGUUGCUGGGCCUGCACAGUCCCGCCCCCUCUGGCGCCUCCCACUGGAGGGAGGUCUGCGAAAACCCCCGCCGGCAGAUCUCCAAAUGGCACAACCUGAGCGAGUACUGAGGGAGGACACCACCGAGCAGCUGGGACUCCACCAGUGAACACCACUGGGAAACAAAGACUCAGUGUACAGCGUGCGCACACACACACACACACACACACACACACACACACACGCACGCACACACACACACACACUGUUGUGAUCAUAGUAAAACUCUGUCUGUCUGUCUCUGUUUUCUCUCUUCCACCACUGCAUUCGCAAGUAAACUAAAGACAUCCAUUUCUCAGACUGUCCUCAUGUGUCCUCCGGCCGUCCCUGUGCGUAGACGGGGGGAGGGAAUGCUCCAAUACGAUUUAAAAAAGAUGCCUCGUGCUGUUGUUGUCAUGCAGUUCAUCGCAUGUCUGUCCCAAAAGAAAAAGAGUUCAAAUGAAGAACUGCUGACAUCCCACGGACUGACCAACAUGAAGACAGCAUCAAGGUUUAAGUACUGACUAAUACUGCAUUUAACUACACGCUGAAUAUAUCCAAGUUUAACUCCUCCUCCACAGGGCCAAACGGCUCCUGAUGCGCUGAUUAAAUGUUUGCCGCCAUUUGGCGUGAUGUAGUGGGCCUCAUGCGAGAGAACAUCGGACACCACGUUCAGUCCUCUCUGACGACGGAGGACGUGGACCUUACAUCAUGACUGCACACAUCGCGCUCGUCCUUCCCGUAGGAGCUUCUCAAUCAGCUUCCUGCUCAUGAGGACUGAGAGACCUCAGAUGUAAAAUACUUGUUUGUAACAUGAAUGGUUUUCAUUUCUCUGACAGAAACAGCUGUGGUGGCUCAUGCUUGUUUUCAGCCUGUUGUGUCUUCAUCAUGACUUCGUCAUCUGCAGCUGCUCUUUGUGAAUCCUUCAGUCUGAACACAAAGUCCUUCCUCGGUCCUCAUGAGCUCUGAACUCGUCUCAAGCUGCUGUUUACUGCUUUAAAACCUAACAAACAUGCAGCUCUGUCCAAUCAGGAGCAGCCGUCUGUGAAACAGGAAGUCACUGCAGCAUCGCCCACAGUUUGUAAAGGUGAGCAUUUGCCUCGUUUGUGUGUGCGUACGUGAAACGGGAGGGUUUGAGAGUUAAUAUUCACACAGUUUACAAUGAGAGGGAAACAUCUGACUGUGCUAAGCUAACUCAUGCUGUUUACUCAUUUAGUCAGAUGUCGUUAGCAGAACGUUCGCUCAUUGGAGGACUGAAUCCUUUUGUCUGCUCAGAUCUGUGAGCCGUCCUCCGUAUCACCUGUUUUCCUCCAGACAGGUGAGAUGUUAGCAUGCUAACGUUAGCUCCGUCAGGUGGUUCAGUAACAACUGCUCUGUGCUGAGCUGCAGCCUGCUUUCACUGAGUCACCGUCAGAUUCAGUAAAGUCUGACGUCAGCGGGAAGCUGAGUAUGAAGUGAAGAGCAGCAGCCGACACCUGAAGCUCACCUCACAGAGCAGGAAGCAGGUGUGACUCGGACGGCUGGAGGUGUGAAGAACGUCGUCUUCACCUCGAUCUGCGUUGUGAACCGUUUGAUCAGCGUGGCUGAUGUCUGGUUCAGACACGUUUGGAGCUUUGCAGCAGAUUCUGUCCGACGGUCUUCGUCUGCCUUGUUAAAGUCUGUAAAUGUGAGGGUGGCCUGUAACGGGACAUGACAACACAUCCACCCACACCUCCACUUUCUGCUGUGUGGGGUCAGGUGGUGUUCAUGUAUCAUACAGGUAUCAGGUGUGACUGCCCACAGAGUAAACCUGAGCACCGUGUGUUGCUCCAGGAGAAGAAGAAAAGCUUUGAGACAACCUGACCAACUGAGCCAACAUGGCUGCUGUGUGUCCUCUGAAGACGAGGACAUGAGGAAGUCUGGUCUAAAACGUCAUGAGCAACCACAGCUUCAUUUUGCUUCCUUCUUUCUUUCUGUCUGUUUCAUUUUGUGCGUUUUGGUUUUGCCCUCAUCCAGACUGGUCCCAGGUACUUUGUGAAGCUCCUCAGUGUUUGGUUUCCCUGCAGACACGAUUUAAUGGACCAGCUCUUCUGUUAAAAGUCAAGUUGAAACUGGUUUGAAUGUUUUGUUAAAUGAGUGUUGACAAACUGUUCUCCACAGAGCCACAACAUUUCACUCUAAGAACAUUUUAGUCCCAGUUAGUCCAGUUUAUCCACCUUAAAUCUGCUGAGACAUCAGAUUAUUGAUUUGUGUAAACAGCCUCUUGACGUAACUGAAUUUCACUUUGAAUCCUAAAGAUGAAGAAGCGCUGAGGAGGAGGCGGACCCUCCUCACAUUCCUCUGCUCUGACUGUAGAUUUGUACAGAUAUGAAGAUGUUUGCUGGUUUCCUUCCUGUCUGAUGUCCUCAGAGCUUUAGUGUUUGAGCGCCCCCUGCUGUAGACCUGGAUGCUAACCUCUGUGUUAGGUUUGUUAACACUAAUUGGACGUGAAAAUAAAAAACAAGUUAGUCAUGGA